Molecule: messenger RNA, 1878 nt
Organism: Durotheca rogersii
Lineage: Eukaryota; Fungi; Ascomycota; Sordariomycetes; Xylariales; Xylariaceae
Product: mitochondrial carrier
Exons: 8
Coding region: 1-1878 (625 amino acids)
Biological process (GO): transmembrane transport
Molecular function (GO): calcium ion binding; ATP transmembrane transporter activity
Source: RefSeq, a predicted model, not a curated record
AUGACCGUCCCCAACGUGGUCACCAAUGUCGAGAUGGAGAUGGCCGAGUCGCAGAACCAGCGCGACGCACGCGUUGAGCUGCUUUGGAAGAAGCUGGACUACAGAGGCACUGGCGAGUUGGACUGGAAAGGAUUACAGAAGGGCCUCAAGAGGAUUGACCAUCCAAUGAAGAAUGCCGAUGAGAUGCUCAAAACAAUCAUCAAGGUUGUGGACAAGAAUGGAGAUGGCAAAAUCCAAUUUGAAGAAUUCCGAAUCUUUGUACAGGCUGCCGAGCGACAGCUGUUCCUUCUUUUUAAAUCUAUUGACCGGGACCAGAACGGCAAGAUUGACAAGGAGGAGCUUCAUCACGCAGUGCAACGUGCUGGGCUGGCAGUGCCAGUGCGCCGGUUGGAUGAGUUCUUUGAGAACAUUGAUCAUAACUGCGAUGGGUUUAUCACGUACGAAGAAUGGCGAAACUUCCUGCUUUUCAUGCCUAAUACCGACUCGACCACCACCCUCCGUGCAGUGUUCACAUUCUACUCCGAUAUCCUCACGCUCAACUCGGAAGGUGACUCGGUAGUCAGCGAGGAAACUCUGCAAGGCCUAGGUACGGAUGUUCUCUACACACUCUUUGGUUCACUCUUGAAACUCGCCUCUCUAUCUGAAUCGUCACCGGAUCAAGAUUCCCCUCCUUCAUCAUUGCCCGGGGAUAUCAAGGAACCAGAAGCAUCACCAGUGAAGGGUAUCCCGUCAACACCUAGUAAUACGGCCAGCAUGGAUUCUGCUGCAGUAAAAGCAUACGCUGAAGUCGGCUCUCAAACGAUCUCAUCUACCAAUGCCUUCUUGGAGGCUGAGCAGGCGAUACAUCCCACGGCACAGGGCAUUGAGAUGGAGACUGGCCUGAGAAUCAAAAGCAAAGAGUCCGUGCUGAUUAGAUACCUCCCCGAUCCAGGCUAUUUCAUUGCCGGUGCUGUGGCGGGAGGCAUUUCUCGUACGGCUACUGCUCCGCUCGAUCGCCUGAAGGUCUACCUUCUCGUAAACACCACGUCGAGCACCAGCAGCGUCCUCGACAUGGUUAAGAAGGGCCAGCCCAUUGUGGCGCUAAAACAUGCCGGCAGACCUCUGCUCACCGCCGUCGCCGAGCUGUAUAAAUCUGGAGGCCUCCGAGGGUUCUUUGCUGGCAAUGGACUCAAUGUGGUUAAGAUCAUGCCUGAGACGGCUAUUAGAUUCGGAGCGUACGAGGCCGCCAAGAAGACCCUCGCAGGUCUCGAGGGCCACGACGACAUGCACCAAAUCAACCCUUACUCUAAAUUCGUUGCGGGCGGCGUCGCAGGCAUGACUGCACAGAUUUGCGUAUACCCUCUUGAUACCCUUAAGUUUCGCCUACAGUCAGAGUAUGUUUCCGGCGGCGCGCGAGGCAACGCUCUUCUCUUCCAGACCGCACGCAAGAUGUUCGCGGAAGGCGGCGUCCGGGCGGCCUACAGGGGCAUGACCAUGGGCCUAAUCGGCAUGUUCCCUUACUCGGCCAUCGACAUGGGGACGUUUGAGAUGCUGAAGACGAACUACGUGGCCUACAGGGCCCGGAGCGACCACGUGCACGAGGAAGACGCGCAGCCGAGCACGUUCGCGACGGGGAUCAUGGGCGCGACGUCGGGCGCCUUCGGGGCCUCGGUCGUGUACCCGCUCAACGUCCUGCGCACUAGGCUGCAGACCCAGGGCACCAGCAUGCACCCGGCGCGCUACACGGGCAUAUGGGACGUGGCGCAAAAGACGGUGCGGAACGAGGGGGUCCGGGGCCUGUACAAGGGCCUGAUGCCGAAUCUCCUCAAAGUCGCACCCGCGCUUAGUAUCACGUGGAUGGUGUACGAGAACACGAAACGGCUUCUGCACUUGAACUAG